AUGGCUACUGCAGUGGAUCACAUCCCGGCCGCCCGGCCUUCAAAAGAACCCAUCGAGACCGCUGUUGAAGUAUCGAUAAGCCGAACAGACAGCCCUCAGGAAGAUCUGGAAAAGGCCACACCGCGGACUAUUGACGAACUCAUUCGACUGCGAGCGCAUCAGUCUGGCCACGAUCAACCCAUCGUGUCGUAUCCAGAGCAGGGGACUGCGUACGUCGACUACACCCCGAGACAACUGGACGAGCUUGUCGAGAGAGCAGCAGUGCACUACAGCACUUUAAUCAGACAACGAGUCACAUCAGAUGAUCCCGUCCAAGUUGUCGGCAUCCUCGGGCAGUCAGACCUGAGUUACCUGAUAUCCUUCCUCGCUAUCUCUCGGUUAGGACAUUCCGCACUUCUGCUAUCGACGAGGAUCACUGAGGAAGCCCACGAAUCGCUGUUGAGUAGCACGCAAGCUACGGCGCUGCUGUAUCACGACCAGUUCACCGCGGUAGCGACAGCAGUUGUCGCACAGUUGCCCAACGUGCAGGCAGCUCCCAUCUGCAAUGCUACGAGUCUGCCUGCUGGCGCCCGGUUGCAGCCCGCGCUUCUCGAGCCUCGAAGGGAGACUGAGCACAUCUCCUUCAUUAUCCACUCAUCAGGAUCGACUGGCCUUCCCAAGCCAAUCUACCAGACACACAGAGCUUCGCUCUACACAUACUCCCAGAACUUUGGCUUGGUGGGCUUCAUCACACUGCCACUUUACCACAACCACGGCAUCUGCUGCUUGUUCCGGGCCAUCCACUCCAGACGAAAUAUCUACAUCUACAAUGCUCGACUUCCGCUUGCAAGCCAAAAUCUCCUCUCCACACUACAAGGUCAUCCAGAAGUCGCCAUCCUCUAUGGAGUACCGUAUGCGCUCAAGCUACUCGCGGAGAGCACCGAAGGGCUUGCGGCUUUAGCGCGGCUGGAUAUCGUGAUGUUCGGCGGUUCAGCCUGUCCGAAGCCCAUCGGUGACAAGCUGGUGGAGAACGGCGUGAACCUGGUCGGUCAUUACGGAGCCACUGAAGUUGGCCAGCUCAUGACGUCUUUCCGCGACCAUCAACAGGACAAGCAAUGGGACUGGCUGCGUGUGCCUCCACAUUUCAAGCCGUAUCUGAGCAUGGAGCUGCGAGGUCCGAACCUUUAUGAACUUGUCGUUACUGAAGGCUGGCCUUCGAAGGUGGCGACUAAUCGUGACGACGGGUCUUACGCCACCAAGGAUCUAUUCGAGCCGCAUCCCACGCUGGAGGACGCUUGGAGGUACUACGCCCGGCUGGACGACACCAUUGUGCUGGAGAAUGGAGAAAAGGCCAAUCCACUUCUGGUCGAAGGGGUGCUGCGAGAAAAUCCACAUGUUGCUGAAGCCGUGGUGUUCGGCGCCAAUAAGCCCCGUCUUGGUGCCUUUAUCGUGCCAGCUACCACAACAGACCUUGAAGAUGCCGCGAUCAUCGACGCUGUUAUGCCCGCUAUUCUGAAUAUGAAUGCUUCAGUACCCGCAUACUCGCAUCUCACCAGAGACAUGAUUCGGACCCUGCCUCGCGAUGCCGAAUACCGCCGAACGGACAAGGGUACGGUCAUCCGAGCAGCGUUUUACAAGAGCUACGCAAGCCAGAUUGACGACAUGUAUGCCGACGAGCAGUCCGGCAGCUUACGUCUUUCGCGCGAAAAGCUCUUGGAAAUGCUGCGGUCAGAGUUCCUCAAGCGUGUUCCCAGUGGCAUGGCCAUCAAGGACGACACAGACUUGUUCAGCCUCGGCGUGGACUCCUUGCAAGCCAUCCAAGUCCGCUCAUUCAUCAUCAAGAACCUCGCAGUCGACGCCAAGAAUAUCGGCCGCAACUUUGUCUUCGACUUCCCAACGGUGGAGCAGAUGACGAACGAGAUCCUCCGUCUGCAGACCGGCCAACCAGCGAUGGAGAAGUUGGGUGUGGAGGAUCGAAUGCGCAACAUGAUCCAGAAGUACUCAAACUUUUCACAGCAUGUGCCUGUGGAGAAGACGAUUGUUGGAAAGCAUAUUGUCGUCACCGGCUCGACUGGCUCGUUGGGCGCUCAUGUUGUAGCCAAACUUGCCUCGCAACGAUCUGUCCGGACCGUCUAUUGUCUCGUUCGCGCAUCUUCGAUCCGAUCAGCGGAGGCGCGCGUCCGUCGAUCGUUACAGGAACGACGCCUAUACCACGAGCUGACCUUGUCUCAGCGAUCCAAGAUCGUGGCCUGGCCAGCAGACUUUGGCAAAGACAACCUUGGGCUCUCCGUCCAGCAAUAUGACCAGCUGCUGUCGCAUGUGUCGCAUGUUCUCCACCUGGCUUGGAGCGUCAACUUCAACAAGGCUCUUGAGAGUUUCGAAUCUGACUGUAUAGCUGGGGCCAGGAACCUGAUGGAUCUGUGUCUCAAGACCAAGACAUCCCACCCAGCGGCCUUCAACUUCUGCUCUUCUGUCAGUGCUACUGCGAGAACACCUGGGCCUACCGUGCCGGAAGCAUUACCAGAGUCCUUGAGCUAUGCCCAAGGUAUGGGCUACGCGCAGUCCAAGCUUGUGACUGAGCAUCUCUGCUACAUAGCCGCCAGCGAAACUGGCCUUCAAGCCAGAGUUUUGCGAGUUGGCCAGAUCAUUGGUGAUACGCGACAUGGAGUGUGGAAUGACACCGAGGCCAUUCCGAUGAUCUUCCAGACGGCAAAGACAGUGGGAUGUCUACCGACCUUGGAUGAGAGUCCGGCGUGGCUGCCUGUCGAUCAAGUUGCUAACGCUUGCAUCGAGAUCGCCUGCUCAGGAGCCCCAGCGGGCUGCAUGAACAUUGUCAAUCAUGAAGCAUUCCACUGGACCCGCGAUCUGCUGCCGCUCCUCCGACUUGCGCUCGACUUUGAGGAGGUUGGCCAACGCGAGUGGAUCCGGAGGCUGCGAGCUUCGAGCCCCAACCCUCAGCAGAACCCCCCGAUCAAGCUCGUAGACUUCUUUGCCAGUAAAUAUGACAACGACUCGGCCCGGAAGUCGCUGACCCACGCCACUGAGCUGGCCCGAGCAUAUUCACCCACCUUGCAGAACGCUGGCGUUGUCGACGAACAGCUCAUGCGUAAGAUUAUCGUACACCUCAAGACCAGGUGGUGGACCGGUCCUGAAGUCGUCGCGCCUCCCACAGCAAUCAUCGUUGGUGGUCCAUGUGGCUCCGGCAAGACGACUGUGGCGCAAGCCCUUUGCGAAACAUUCUCCAUCCCCUUCAUCGAAGGUGACAUGUUGCACUCUCGGCAGGCUCGUGAGAAGAUGCGGCAACACGUUCCCUUGGAUGAUAUCGACAGACUCUCCUGGCUGGCGCAUCUUCGAGGCGCAGUCAUGGAUCGGCUGCUCACGACUCGAGCGCCUGCCGUGGUGGUCACUUGCUCGGCGCUCCGCAGCGCAUACCGAGACGAGCUUCGCACAUUGGAGGAAGUGGCCGGCAUCAAGACGCUCUUUGUGAUGUUGCAAACUGAUCGCAAUGGCGAGUUGAAAGCACGCAUGGCGAAACGGGAAGGUCACUAUAUGGAUCCGGUGAUGGUCGAUGCGCAAGUAUCCCUUCUCGAAGAGGCAAAGCAGUAUGAGGUAGACGUGCUCUCGAUUGAUGCGGCGAGGGAGCCUCGGGCUGUACGAGACGAGGUCGAAGGACUGAUCAAGGAAGCCAUACCGCUGCUGUAG
Messenger RNA from Saxophila tyrrhenica, 3681 nucleotides. RefSeq lists its product as uncharacterized. Gene Ontology annotation, molecular function: kinase activity. Bases 1 to 3681 code for a protein of 1226 amino acids. The record is from RefSeq and is a predicted model, not a curated record. Gene Ontology annotation, biological process: carbohydrate metabolic process. NCBI's taxonomy places the organism in Eukaryota, Fungi, Ascomycota, Dothideomycetes, Mycosphaerellales, Extremaceae. The transcript has 2 exons.